Messenger RNA from Verticillium alfalfae VaMs.102, 1563 nucleotides. RefSeq names its product PTM1. The record is from RefSeq and is a predicted model, not a curated record. Gene Ontology annotation, cellular component: Golgi apparatus; membrane. Gene Ontology annotation, biological process: retrograde transport, endosome to Golgi. The transcript has 5 exons. The coding region runs from base 1 to 1563 and encodes 520 amino acids. Lineage: Eukaryota; Fungi; Ascomycota; Sordariomycetes; Glomerellales; Plectosphaerellaceae.
AUGAAGUCAUGGAUGUCCGGCCUCGUCAUGGGCCUGUGCCUAUGGACGGCCCAUGCCAUGGAAGUCAAGAUAGAUCAGACAGAUGAGAAUCGACAACGAUGCGCCGGAAUGUACAGCCGCAAGGCCUGGGGAGGACCGGUCGACCCCUAUAUCAACAUAUUGUUCCCCGCUGUUCAGACCGACAAGGACGCUGUCGUGAGCGUCGUCGUUUUCGAGUGGAAGGACGAAGAACUCAUUGGAAUUCGUGAGAACCCCGAGUCGCUUAAAAAAAUCGGCAUUUGCGAAGACAAGUGGGUAAAGAAGGGAUACUGCAACGAAACCGAUAUAGGAGAGUUCAUUUUGGCUGAAGGCGCCACCGAAAAGUCCAAGAGCCUGAUCCAGACUUACGCUGUCAACCUCAAGGAUCCCGGCAAACCUACAAAGUACAUGAUCUCUCAGACAGGCUACUACUGCGUCUUGACCGAUCGCUUUACCGCGCAGAACUACGAGGCCGUUGUCGAGUUCCGCAACGCUUAUGGCGAGCUUCCAGCGACCCAGAUACCUAAGCUGCCUUUCUACGGAGGUGUUACUAUCCUCUACGCCCUAGUUGCGGUGUUCUGGGGUUUCCUUUACUACCAACACCGACAUGAUAUCCACUAUCUCAAUCGCAACGGCUCAAACAUCGGUUCCAAGGUUCUUCUCGUAUUGGUGGCCAUACUGAAUGCCUUCCGAAACUCGUUUUCCUUCUUCCUACUCCUCAUCGUCUGUAUGGGCUACGGCGUGGUCAAGCACACGCUUGGCCGGACCAUGAUCUGGGUGCGCUGGCUAGCCAUCGCGCACUUUGUCUUUGGCCUCGUUUAUGCAGUCACCAGCCUGCUUGUCACUCCGGACGAAGCUGGCAUCUUCGUUCUGUUGAUUGUCCUUCCCCUGGCGAGCACGCUCACUGCGUUUUACGUGUGGACCUUGAACUCUCUGAACUUUACGCUUAAGGAUCUCAGGGAGCGCAAGCAGCAUACUAAAGAAGCCAUGUAUAAGAAGCUCUGGUGGUGCAUUCUCAUCAGCAUCUUUGUUAUCUUUGGCUUCUUCUUCUUCAACAGUUUCUCAUUCGCCUCGGUCAAUGAUCCGGACUAUGUGCCUUUCCACUGGAAGUCUCGUUGGUUCAUUCUCGACGGCUGGCUUAACUUGGUCUACUUUGCCGACGUUGCGUGGAUAGCAUACGUCUGGCGGCCUACUGCCAACAACCGCCGCUUCGCCAUGAGUGACGAGAUUGCUCAGGACGACGACGGCACUUUCACCAUGGCGGAUAUUGGAGCGCCCGAUGACUCGGACGACGAGGAGGCUCAGCUUGGCAAGGACACCAACGCGCGGCAGACACUGCAGGAGCAGCUGUACACCCAGCCUGGCUCAACAACGCGCGCUGGUCAAGCGGGCGCAUCCGCCGGUGCCUCUACAGUGCCAACACAAAGGAACCUGCCUAGAGAGUCACUUGACGGUGAGACCAUCUUCGCCGUUGGUGAGGAUGGUGACAGAUUCUCGGAUGACUCGGACGAAGAGAAUGCGAAGCUGGUUCAUUCUGGAAAAUAA